Messenger RNA from Penicillium brasilianum, 1125 nucleotides. Lineage: Eukaryota; Fungi; Ascomycota; Eurotiomycetes; Eurotiales; Aspergillaceae. The record is from the annotation of a GenBank genome assembly.
AUGCUACGAACACCAUCGGCUCUGGCCUCGUUCACUAGAAGGAAGCUGCUUCACACGGCCCUCUUCUUUCCAGGACAUGGGGUCCAGCGGGUUGGCAUGGCGAACACCUGGAUGGACCAUUUCCCCCAUAAAACAACUCACGCUUUGAAUGAAAUGGAUUCUAUUCUUGGAUUCAAACUUUCGCGUAUCAUCCUUGAUGGGCCCAACUCCAAAUUGAAUCAGACCGAGAAUGCGCAGCCCGCGAUCAUGGCAGUCUCCGUUCUCAUCCUCCGAAUCCUCGAGGAGGAAUUUGGAUUCGAUACCAAAUCUCGCGUCGACGUUAUGCUGGGGCACAGCCUAGGAGAAUUCUCGGCCUUGGUGGCCGCAGGUUAUCUCCAAUUCGCCGACGCACUCAAAUUGGUCCGUCGCCGAGCCGAAGUGAUGGCUCGAUGCACACGACAGAUAAUGGAGCGGUCCGGCGAAAGCUACGGGAUGGUGGCUCUCAUUUGUGAGCCCGAUCGCCUGGAGGAUCUACUAAAGACGGUCUACGACUUUCUGGGGCUGGGAACCUCGCGCCUCGACGACACAAAUCACGCGAUGCCGCCGAUAUCAAAUGUGAUGGUAGCAAAUAUCAAUUCUCCCAAUCAGAUCGUCCUGAGCGGCAGUAUUCCACGAAUUAAAGCCCUUCUUGUCCAGCUGCGUCAGUUCGGCGGCCAUGACCCUCGUGCCGUGAGACUGAACAGUGACAGUCCGUUCCACAGUCCGGUGAUGUCUCCAGCAUCAGAUUACAUGAGCAACGCCAUCGAGAAUGUUGACAUCACGUUCCCUGGCAUGAUCCCGUGUGUUUCCAACGUCUCGGCGCUCCCUUUCCAGUCAAAAGAGGACCUCAUACAGCUACUGUCCCGACAAUGCACCGACACGAUUCGAUGGUGGGACAGUAUCCGCUAUCUCCAUCAGGAACGAGGAGUCCGAUGCUGGAUCGGAAUUGGACCGGGAAAGGUGGGUCGAAAUCUAGUUGGGAAGGAGGUUGGCCGGGUAGACACUAAGGGAGGUGGUGUCUGGGCGGUUUGCAAUCCUCGGGAAAUGGAGGAGAUGAUGGUUGCUUUAGAGGAAACACGCAAGAGCGUAGAUGCUCCGGUGCCAUGA